Molecule: messenger RNA, 2558 nt
Organism: Phacochoerus africanus (Common warthog)
Lineage: Eukaryota; Metazoa; Chordata; Mammalia; Artiodactyla; Suidae
Gene: PPP1R3G
Product: protein phosphatase 1 regulatory subunit 3G
Exons: 2
Coding region: 755-1819 (354 amino acids)
Biological process (GO): regulation of glycogen biosynthetic process
Cellular component (GO): protein phosphatase type 1 complex
Molecular function (GO): protein phosphatase 1 binding; glycogen binding
Source: RefSeq, a predicted model, not a curated record
AUGGCCUCCGGCCGCGCUCGGCGGGCGGCGGCGCCCCCCGCACCGCCCCUCUGCAGACCUGGCCCGAGCCCACCCAGCGCCACCUCCGCGCGGGUUGGGGCGGCCGCUCGGGCUCGCGGCCUUGGGAAGAGCCGGGGACGAGCGCCCUGAACUUGGGGAGGAAGGACGAGACGGUCCGCGCGGCCGGCUGCCUCCCAAUUUCCCCGCAGGCCAGCUCUCCGCAAUUAUGCGCCUGCCCGGGGACCUCCCGGGCCGAUGCGACAGCCGGGAGGAGACCGCUCGGCAACCCGCCGGAGGGCAGGCCCGUUGGGAGCCGCGGGGCCAACUUCACGGGCUGGAAGACCACGGAAGCUGAGCGCAAGUUCAGCCGGGAGCCCCAGCGGCAGGGCAGGCGCGGGCCCGCCGGGCGGGAGGGGCUGAGAGAGCCCCACUUCCGAUGCGGUCCCCACUCUCUGCGGAUCCCUCGGACCCGGCCCGCUCGGGCCCCGCGCCGCUGGAUCCGCCUGGCGCUCCCGCGGCCGCGCCUCCCGGGGCCGGGCCCUCCCCCGCUGCUGGCAGGCUCAACCCCGAGGGCCGCGCCCGGCCCGGCCCGGGCCGCAUCCUCCUCCCACUCCUCCCUGGGCAGUCCGGCUAAAACCCGGAGGUCCGGAGUGGAACUGCCUGUCCUCCCAGGCCCGGGGCGGGCGUUGCGCGCUCUUUCAACCACCCCAGGCGUUAGGUCUCCGGAGGACAAGUCCCAGGGCCAUUCGGCGUCAUGGAGCCCCGCGGGGUGGAGCUGCUAAGUUUGGAGGCUCUGGGACCUGUGCCCUUUGAAGACACCCCGCCAGCCGAGGAGCCGCCUGCCCCGGGGGUCCUCAGCACGGACGGUGGCGGGGACGGCGGCGGCACGUCGAAGGUCCCGAACCCCGACGCCGAGCCCCUGCUCCCUCAGGAAGAGGCUGCCCUCCGGGAACAGGAGGAGCUGCUGGAGAGCCGUCGCCGCCGCCGCGCGCGCUCCUUCUCUCUGCCCGCCGACCCGAUCCUGCAGGCGGCCAAGUUCCUGCAGCAGCAGCCGCCGCCGGCCCUGGGGACGGGCGCAGAGGGCAGCGAGAGGGCCGAAGGUGCGCUGCGCAGCCCGGGCAGCUGCUGCGCCAAGUGCAAGAAACGGGUGCAGUUCGCGGACGCGCUGGGGCUGAGCCUGGCCAGCGUGAAGCACUUCAGCGAGACCGAGGAGCCGCAGGUGCCACCUGCCGUGCUCUCCCGCUUCCGCAGUUUCCCAGCGCGCGCAGAGGACCUGGAGCAACUUCCGAGCCUCCUGGCCGCGGCGGCGGCGGCGGCCGCGCCCCUGCCAGCGCCGUCUCCCCGGCUACAGCCUCUCUUCGAGCUUCCCGAACCGAGCGCCGUGGCCGAGCGCCUGCGGCGGCAGCGCGUGUGCCUAGAGCGCGUGCACUGCUCGGAGCCCGGGGGCGUCGAGGUGACCGGCUCCGGCCGGGUGCUGGGCUGCCCUGGGCCGCGCGCCGUGGCUGUGCGCUACACCUUCACCGAGUGGCGCUCCUUCCUGGACGUGCCGGCCGAGCUGAGGCCGGAGCCGGGGGAGCCUCCGCCGGUGGCGCCGUCGGGGGGCCCCGGGGACGCCGAGGACGAGCCCGGCGCCGAACGCUUCCACUUCGCGCUGUGCCUGCCCCCGGGCCUGCUGCCCAAGGAGGGGGAGGACGCGGACGCGCCGGGCGUCGCCGUCCACUUCGCCGUGUGCUACCGCUGCGCCCAGGGCGAGUACUGGGACAACAAUGCGGGGGCCAACUACACGCUGCGCUACGUGCGCCCCGCUGAUGCGCUCUGAGCCCGCGGCGCUCGGCCCCGCGGCGCUUGCAGGGACAGCACCAGGAGGCUGCGGCUGCGACGCUCUGAGCCCCGGGAUAGAGGGAGCCGCUCACCGCAAGCUCGCACCCAGACAGAUCCCGGCAGCAGGCACGGAGCCUCGGCCACUUUCCCGUCGCUCAGGCCCCUGGAGUUCCCGCCCACGUCAGAAAAGGAAGACAACCGUCGGGUGUCCAGUGGCUGCCUCCGCGAAGGCUCCGGAUUUCUGCGCGAGGCUGCAAACCCUUGGGAUUUGUUUUCAACCGUGGACUGCGUGUUUCAGCCCCUGUAGCUUGCGGGAGACCCCUGGGGUCUCAGGAAGAGGUCAGACCCUGCCGCUGCAUCGCGCCCCGGGAAGGCGUGGACUGCGGGCCCGCGUCCUGUUUCUCGAGAAAUCCAGGUUCCAGCACGCGGCUAGUACAGUCAGUCUGUUGCGUGAUGCUCAGCUUUAAGGAGGAGCUGUUUCACUGCUGCUCUAUAGGUAUCUCAGGGAGGCUUCUACAUACAGCCUACGGGCCAGAGCCUAUUAUCGUAGGGCCUGGGAGCUAAGCUUGUUUUUUACAUUGUUAAACAGUUGAUAAAAUUCAAAGGAAGACUCCUGUUAAUGAGAAUAGUAUGAAAUUCAAGUUUCAGUGUCUAUAGAUCAAGUAUUUUAGGAACCCAGCUAGGCACAUUCAUUUACACUUUUUUUUUUGUCUUUUUGCCUUUUCUAGGGCCGCUCC